Paramecium primaurelia is the source of this 211-nucleotide messenger RNA. Lineage: Eukaryota; Ciliophora; Oligohymenophorea; Peniculida; Parameciidae. The record is from the annotation of a GenBank genome assembly.
AUGAAUCCAUAAAUGUUAAACAAAUCUAUAUCAUCAAAGUCAACAACUUAGAAACCAGUCUUCAAAAAUAUUUUGCUAGAAAAGUGGGAUGAAAGAUAGUAGAGAUUGAUAAAGACUUAAAUUGUGAUUAAAAUUACAUAAGAUAAUUAAAUCAUGUACUUUUGUAAUGGAAGAUUAUUGAGAAUGUAAAUGACUAUUUAUUACCUUUGAA